GAUAUUAAAACGUUUGUUUUGCCAAAAAGGUCCAGAGGUGACAACAUGGUUAUCUCCAGCCCUCAGAGUGACCUGGAGGCCAGGUUUGCUCAUAUCCUCCAACCCAUCAGAGACCUGACCAAAAACUGGGAUGUGGACAUCGCUAACCAUUUGGAGGAAUAUCUUGAUGAGAUUGAAAGUAUAUCAGUUACAUUUGAUGGAGGGGCAACUACAAUGAAUUUUUCUGAAGCUGCAUUGGUCAUCCAAGGGUCAGCAUCAGUGUACAGUAGAAAGGUGGAGUACCUCUAUACCCUGGUAUACCAAGUGCUUGAUUUGCUGGCAAGCAAAAAGCGACAAACACAGGCCUCCUCUGUGGAUGCAGAUGGAAAUGACAGAGAUGCUAACUUUCCACCUGACGCAGAUGAAGAGUUCCUGACCCUCGAUGAUGUCAAAGUUCACAAAAACAUUAAUAUGAAGAGUGAUGGGGAGGACCCUACACAGGGUGUUCAUCCUAUACCCAGAACCCCAAUGUCUCUAAUUCCCUUGGAUGAUGGAGAGAAAGGAAAGAAUCCAUUAUUAAGUAAAACUGGCGAGUUGCUGGGCAGCAGGAAUGAUUUCAAGAUGAACACAUGUAACAUACAUCAAACUGGAGCCAUGCUGCUGGAUAUGUCCCACUUAAACCUGUUAGAUGGUUCCAUGCAGGCCAAGACCUCAACCCCGAUAGCUGCCUUAAACAUCCAUAAUAAGGGCACAGAAAUCGUUCCACAGGAAGUGGAUGUGAAUCAGAACGCCUGUGAUGAGGACUUUCCACAAGAUGUCAGCAUGGAUGAUAACAAUGUCGAGAUGCCAUUUGAUGAUGCGGGGGAAACCGCCGAUAAUAAUAAUGAUGUCCUUAAAGAACAAGUACAUGAGACACUUCCUCUUGCUCUCAGACGUUCAGAGAGAAAGAAAGAACAUAUAGCAGAGAAAAAGAAUGUACCUGAGAUCAAUUAUUGGGAGCCCCUAGAUCCUCAUUGCUCUGAAAACUUGACAGAGAAACCAGCCAAAAAAGGACGACCGUUUAGAAUACCUGCUCCAUUACAGACCAACAAAAAGAAGAGGAAAAAGACUCCGGAGAAGCAACCACUUGUUCCUAUUUCACAGUUUAUAACGACAGCUUUUUAUUCUCAUUCAUCAAAGUUCCCAAAGAAUCCUUUAAAAGUACCGUCCUUCCCUGAGCUGGAGAAAAUGUAUUGGGAAGAGUUUCGGCGAAGACAGAGCUUUCAUAAAAAAGAGAGGAAAGUAUUGGUGGAGGAGGGCAGAUAUGAGGAAUUGGCAGAGGAGGAGCAGCAAGAUGAACCAGAGGAGAAUGCUGACAUUAACAUUCCAUCACCAGAUGAUGAUCAAGAUGAUGGAGGGGAUGGUGGGUUUGAGUGUGAAGAUCUGCCUAUCAGUGAUGAGAUGCUGUCUACGAGAGAAGAUAAGGUGUCAUUAAGCUUCCAAAGCCAGGGUAGCCAAGGUUUGAUGGUAUCAUCUUACGAGGAAUUGGUUCGUCAUCAUGUGGAGGGUUUCCUGGCGAGUGCCCAGCAGUAUGCUCAGAUUACAGAAUUAGCAAAGAGGGUGACAGAAUGGGAGGACAAGAUUGGACCCAAGCUACAGGAAGAGGAUACCCACCCACCAUUUGAUAUCCAUCAGUAUGGUACAAAUGUCCUUGAUCACAUGGGUAAUACAAAGAGGAUCCCAUUUCGGCACAUAGCUUCUGGCAAAAAAGUAUAUGAAGUCUGCAGGCUUUUUCUGGCAACAUUACAGUUGGCAAAUAAUUACAAUGUGAAGAUAGAGUGUGAAGGAAAACUGGAAGAAGGCAUGGACAAAAUGGAGCUGGAGUUACUGUCUACAAAGCGUAUAUAUGAGGAACUGGCUGACUACAAGGCCCCUUCAGCAAGCUAAUAAACACUGCACUGUCCUGAACAUAAAAUGUUUAAACUAUGCCUGGACACUUUUUAUCUGGACACUGUUUCAACACAUUGUCAUUCUCUACAUUUGUACAUAUUCUGUGAAAAAUCAUACUGUAUAUAAACUUUUAUUGUAUAGAUUUGAUUAGCACUUAAAGGUAAAGACCUCUCAGAAUUGAGGUAACAAUCAUUGGAAAAACCAAUGAAAACCAUGGAUGAAAAUACCAUCUUUUUUUUCUUCAGAUUUUUCUCUUCAAAA
This is a messenger RNA of Liolophura sinensis, 2169 nucleotides long. RefSeq names its product condensin-2 complex subunit H2-like. Gene Ontology annotation, biological process: meiotic chromosome condensation; mitotic sister chromatid separation. NCBI's taxonomy places the organism in Eukaryota, Metazoa, Mollusca, Polyplacophora, Chitonida, Chitonidae. Gene Ontology annotation, cellular component: condensin complex; nucleus. Gene Ontology annotation, molecular function: chromatin binding. The transcript is spliced from 20 exons. Bases 46 to 1905 code for a protein of 619 amino acids. The record is from RefSeq and is a predicted model, not a curated record.